Drosophila subpulchrella is the source of this 2624-nucleotide messenger RNA. It is a transcript of the gene alka, whose product is annotated as glycine receptor subunit alpha-2. Gene Ontology annotation, biological process: signal transduction; chloride transmembrane transport; nervous system process. Bases 317 to 1666 code for a protein of 449 amino acids. Lineage: Eukaryota; Metazoa; Arthropoda; Insecta; Diptera; Drosophilidae. Gene Ontology annotation, molecular function: extracellular ligand-gated monoatomic ion channel activity; neurotransmitter receptor activity; chloride channel activity. Gene Ontology annotation, cellular component: neuron projection; synapse; membrane. The record is from RefSeq and is a predicted model, not a curated record. The transcript has 10 exons.
UUUAUUCGAGUUCCGAACAGCAGCCGAGUCGGAGGCAAAAACCCUGUGGAUAGCGAUAGCCCAAAAAGGACCCAUUUCAAAUACGAUCCGUGCUCUCUCUAUCUCUCUUAAUACAUAUAUCUUUUGUUCAGUGUUCGUGUCGUAUACCAAGUGAAAAAAGCCCCCAAAAGAAAGUUAAAAACAAAACAGCCAGAGAGCAAAGAAAAAUUCAAAUCAAAACAAAAUAAACCGAAUUAUGAAAUUCCCACGUCGGUGUAAAGUGAGAUGAUUUGAGGUCUGUGUUACAAAUCCUUUCCCGUGCCGUCGCCCCAACAUCAUGCUCGACAAAUUCAACACAAACGCAUUCAUAUCGUUUGGACUGGGAUUCAUACUGAUGUGGCUGAGCGAAGCCACGGAAGCCCACAUGAACUACACAGCCAAGCCGCGAGUAGUUCUUCCGCCUAAUUAUGUCAAGGAGAUACGACCGCCCUCGAAGAAGGGCUCCCCAGUGAUAGUAGACUUUAGCAUAUUCGUUGUAGAUAUUAACUCAAUUAACGUAGAGGAUAUGGACUUUAGAGUAGACAUGUUUAUACAUCAGCGCUGGCUGGAGUCGCGUCUGGAGAUCCCAGAUGACAUCUUCGAGGAGGGCGACGACUAUGUGACGCUGCUUCCAGAGGUCUUUGAGAAUUUUUGGCAGCCGGAUCCGUACUUUCUCAAUUCCAAGAUUGCCGAAAUAGCGACACUGACCCACAAGUUCACGUCGGUGACGCUCUACAAGAACAAGACGGUGCGCUAUGCGGCCCGGAUGCACGCGAUCAUCGCCUGCCAGAUGGAGUUUCAGCUGUACCCCAUGGACAUCCAGGUGUGUCCCAUCUACAUCGAGAGCUUCUCAUCGAACAACCAGAAGGUUAAGCUGCGCUGGUCGGACUCCGGCGUAACCCUCAAUCCGGAACUGAAGCUGCUGCAGUACAAUCUGGGCCAACCCUUGGAGCUGGAGGAGAGCGACGGCUAUAUGCCGGAGAAGGUCGGGAACUUCUCCCGGCUCACCGUGUACUUCCGCUUCGAGCGCCAGAUUGGCCACCACCUCAUCCAGACCUUCGCCCCCUCCUCGCUGGUGGUGAUGCUCUCCUGGUUCAGUUUCUGGCUGGGACUGGACGCCAUUCCGGGACGGGUCACGCUACUGGUGACCUGCAUGCUAACCCUGGUCACCAUGUUCACGGGCGCCGACAUCCCGCCAGUGGCCUACGUCAAGGCCCUGGACCUCUGGAUGGCCGGCUGCAUGCUGUCCGUGUUCGCCGCCCUGGCCGAGUUCGUGGUGGUGAAAGUGCUGGACGUGCAGUACCAGUACCAGGUGAACCGCAUUCCAAAGGUACUGCCCAUGCGCAUCAGCAACAUGGAGAAGGGUCAGUGUGCGACGGUGGCCAGUUGGGAAGGAGGAGCGGUGCGGUCGCGGAAGGCCACCCAGACGCCCACGACACCGGGCCAGACCUCGCUGCAGGGAAACGGAGGACCGCCAAAGCCAGCCAGACGGCAGAGUCUCCUUUCAGUGGCCUGGACGGAUACGGAUACCGGCGUGGAGAAGAUCAUGUGGCGGGAGAUUGACAAGGUAUCCCGCGCCGUAUUCCCCAUUCUAUUCUUUGUGUUUGUACUCCUGUACUGGCCGAUUCUGCUGAUGAAGUCGUCCUAGGAUUUGGGGAGCUCCAGACUGCACAUGUCUGGACUCCGUUAAAAAGUGAAACGAAACCGAAUCUGUUGAUGGAACUAUAGCUGGACUGGAUUUAGAGCCCAAGUGCAAUGCCAGAGACGCCAAGUCUUUGGAUCUUAAUAUCUGCAAAGAGAGCGGGGCCUCACAACCCGCUCCCUGUCAUCGAAGUACAAGAAAGUCUACUGUUACCUACAUAAGUGCGUGCAUGGGUUUUACCAAAAACGAUUGGGUACAUCGAAUGUACUGAGUAUACAGCUUAGUUAUGGACUAUUUGCUCACGGAGAAUGUAUUGUUCAUUUGAGUAUUUGCUUUGUAAAAAUCCGAUCUUGUAUGGAACGAUACCGAUAGCUCCCCCUAUAUUAUUUUGAAAUCUAUGCCACGAACGAAGAACUAUAUAUCUAUUUCGAACACCGCGCACUCCCCCACAGGGUCAAAAGCUUCAGCUACUCUAGGCAUUAAUCAUGACCCACAUCGAUAUAAACCAAUUUUAAUUUAGUUCUGCCUUAUAUACACCGGAUGGUACUAAAGAAAUGUAUAUCACUGUGCUAGUGACAAUACCCACAAUCGAAAAGGGUGGUCCCUACUUUGAAAGCGAGCUGCGAGCUACACGCAUUAAUCAUUUUCGGGCAAACGAUUUUAAUUGAACUUUUGUAUUAGGCUUAAGCAAAUCAGCCAAGACACGGAAUUGGUGCUUUAUGGAGAUAAUAAUAAUACAAUGGCCUCUAAGGAUAUUUGGAUUGUAAAUAUUGAACCGAACAGUGAAUGCUUUUAGAGAUUUUUACAUACAUAUUUAGAAUUAUUUAUCCAUUAUAGCGCAUUUUAAUGCAAACAUUAGAGCUGUGGCUUUUACAUCUAAUACUAAAAUUGACCUGUAGUUCAAACAGCGCACAUCAGGCAGAAUUUUUGAAAAUAUAAACAUAUAUAUAUUUGUUAAGCUAAA